Molecule: messenger RNA, 2570 nt
Organism: Aaosphaeria arxii CBS 175.79
Lineage: Eukaryota; Fungi; Ascomycota; Dothideomycetes; Pleosporales
Product: multicopper oxidase
Exons: 1
Coding region: 394-2283 (629 amino acids)
Biological process (GO): cellular response to iron ion starvation; reductive iron assimilation
Cellular component (GO): high-affinity iron permease complex
Molecular function (GO): copper ion binding; ferroxidase activity
Source: RefSeq, a predicted model, not a curated record
GCCUGACCGCUUACAGCUCACGAGCGCUCCAUCUUAUUGUUGGCCCGUAUCACGGCAUAAACCAGAAACGACAGGGUCUCGUUUACAGGUCCGUCUCCAUCAAACUAAUCAGAUUCUCAAUAAGUAUCAUGUAUAUCGCUUAAUCCACGUUCUAAUGAGCUAGGAUCGGCUCCAAGAAUUCGCAGGUGUAGGAGGAUACCUAAUAUCAGCCACCAAGUUUGCGCGCCAUUCGGCUUUUCGGCGCUACUCCCUUCACGUUGCUCUCGAAAACCCCACUGCCCUUCUUAUAAACGUAGAGGUAGUAAUUGAAUGCAACGUUUCUAUUUUCACCCUUGCUCCCUUGAUCUUUUCCAUUUGCCCCCAUCCUGUCGUCUUCUUGUAACCAACAUCAACAUGAAGACGACUCUCAGACAGACACUGCAGAGUGCAGUGCCUUUCCUCCUUCUCGCUAAUCUCUGUACGGCGAAGACCGUUACUUAUGAUUUCAAUGUUACUUGGGUUACCGCCAACCCCGACGGUCUUGCCGACCGCAAGGUGGUUGGAAUCAACGGACAAUGGCCACUGCCAAUAAUUGAGGUGGAAAAGGGAGAUCAAUUGGUUGUGAACAUGCACAAUGGACUGGACAAGGCUUCAAGCAUCCAUUUCCACGGAAUGUAUCAAAACACAACAACGGAGAUGGAUGGCCCGGCUUAUGUUACACAAUGCCCCGUUCCCCCAGGCAUGGACAUCACCUACAAUUUCACCGUCAACCAGAACGGCACGUACUGGUACCAUUGCCAUACCGAAGCCUGCUAUCCAGACGGAUAUCGACAAGCUCUUCUCGUCCAUGACAAGGAUGCAUAUUUCAACGAAAAUGUGGAGGAGGAGUUCACCAUCACAUUAAGUGAUUGGUAUCACAGGAUGACAGAGAGCAUUGAGCCUGAGUUUUUGUCGCUUUACAAUCCCACGGGCGCGGAGCCGAUUCCACAGUCAUUCCUUUUCAAUGAUACCUUGGGAACAAGUAUCAGUGUGCAGCCAGGCAAGAAAUACUUACUGCGACUCAUCAACGUUGGUGCUUUCGUCGCCCAGUACUUCUACAUUGAAGAUCACGAGUUCACCAUUGUUGAGGUCGAUGGAAUCUACACAGAGCCCAAGGUUACCGACUUGAUCUACAUCUCAGCAGCUCAGCGCUACACCAUUCUUCUUGAGACAAAGAAUUCCACGGACAAGAACUACCCUAUCGUCACAGUAGCAGAUUCUACCCUGCUCGAUCUGAUUCCGUCAGACUUGCAGUUAAACCAUACCGACUGGCUGGAAUAUAACAAGGACGCGGCUCAUGAUGAAGCAGUCAUGAAAGUGGAGGAAUCGAGUGAGUUGGUUCCUGCCGACGACGCAGCAUUGGUACCGUAUGACCGGCAAGCCUUGUUACCUGAGCCGGACCUUGAGAUCACACUGAGCGUCGUCAUGGACAACCUAAUCAAUGGCUUCGGUUACGCUUUCUUUGAUAACAUCUCCUACACUCAUCCCAAAGUGCCAACUCUCUUCACUGUCAUGUCUGCUGCUGAAGAUCAGGUCUCCAACGCUGAGAUCUAUGGCGAAUUCACGCAUCCAAUCGUCCUCGAGCACAACCAAGUCGUCCAGAUUGUCCUGAAUAACGCUGAUACUGGCUCACAUCCUUUCCAUCUCCACGGACACGCCUUCCAGGUCAUCGAUCGGUACCCACCCCAGGGUGAGCACUUUUACGAGCUGGCCGACGUCGCUGAGCCGGUUGAGUUCGAUCCGAAUAACCACACUGCAUUUCCGGAGUACCCGAUUAGGCGCGACACACUGGUCAUCCCACCGCAAGGCUACCUCGUAAUUCGAUUCGUGGCCGACAAUCCGGGAGUCUGGCUAUUCCACUGCCACAUCGACUGGCACUUGAUGCAAGGGCUGGCACUAACGCUCAUCGAAGCCCCAGAUCAGAUUAGAGAGCGCGUGAAAAUCCCGCAAAACCACUACGAUGUGUGCAGCGCGGCAGGCGUAGCGGUCCAAGGAAACGCCGCCGGAAAUACCCAGGACUACCUCAACCUCCAGGGCCAGCCUAGGCAGCCCGCCUGGCUGCCCGCUGGCUUCACGCCCCGCGGGAUCGUUGCGUUGACGUUCACGAUUCUCGCGGCGCUGCUCGGCCUGGCUAGCAUUGUCAUCUACGGCCUCUCGGAUCUCACGUAUGGAAAAGAAGACUCGUCGUUGGCGGGCGACAGUCAGGGCCCAUUGGAGGAGCCUGGAAGCACGCCUCGUGAGACGGUGGAGGCUAAGCGUAAUUAGGGGAGCGAUAGCAUCGUUUUUGGGAUCCGGGUGCAAAGUAAAUACCACUUGUUAUGAUAGCUAUGAAAAUAUUAAUUAUCUCCUUUCAAGAAUGAAUCGAAGUUCGGUCUCUCAAACUGCAUGUAUGCUCUACUGAGCGCAUUCUGAUCCCGAGCCUUUUCUUACCCAAUGUACCCGUGUAUUCUAGAAGUAUGAACGAUGCGAUUCAUUUCGAACUUGCAGGGAACAUGUACGGCCCUAUCACCAAGAUGGCAGCUAGAAGCAGCCUAGGUAUGAAAAGAUCUUAC